AUGAGCACAGAAAGCAUGAUCCGCGACGUGGAACUGGCAGAGGAGGCACUCCCCAAAAAGGCGUGGGGCUCCCAGAACUCCAGUCGCUGCCUGUGCCUCAGCCUCUUCUCCUUCCUGCUUGUGGCAGGGGCCACCACGCUCUUCUGUCUGCUGAACUUCGGAGUGAUCGGCCCCCAAAGGGAAGAGAAGUUCCCAAACAACCUCCCUAUCAUCGGCUCCAUGGCUCAGACCCUCACCCUCAGGUCAUCUUCUCAAAAUUCGAGUGACAAACCUGUAGCCCACGUUGUAGCAAACCACCAAGUGGAGGAGCAGCUGGAAUGGCUGAGCCAGCGUGCCAAUGCCCUCCUGGCCAACGGCAUGGAUCUCAAAGACAACCAGCUGGUGAUACCCGCAGAUGGACUGUACCUCGUCUACUCCCAGGUUCUCUUCAAGGGCCAAGGCUGCCCCAGCUACGUGCUCCUCACCCACACCGUCAGCCGCAUUGCUGUCUCCUACGAGGACAAAGUCAAUCUCCUGUCUGCCAUCAAGAGCCCCUGCCCCAAGGAAACCCCUGAGGGGGCUGAGCUCAAGCCCUGGUAUGAGCCCAUCUACCUGGGAGGGGUCUUCCAGCUGGAGAAGGGCGACCGACUCAGUGCUGAGGUCAACCUGCCCAAAUAUUUAGACUUUGCAGAGUCUGGGCAGGUCUACUUUGGUGUCAUAGCUCUGUGA
Messenger RNA from Microtus ochrogaster (prairie vole), 708 nucleotides. It is a transcript of the gene Tnf, whose product is annotated as tumor necrosis factor. NCBI's taxonomy places the organism in Eukaryota, Metazoa, Chordata, Mammalia, Rodentia, Cricetidae. The record is from RefSeq and is a predicted model, not a curated record. Gene Ontology annotation, biological process: positive regulation of extrinsic apoptotic signaling pathway; extrinsic apoptotic signaling pathway via death domain receptors; tumor necrosis factor-mediated signaling pathway. Gene Ontology annotation, cellular component: membrane; cell surface. Gene Ontology annotation, molecular function: cytokine activity; tumor necrosis factor receptor binding.